AGAUGCACGCAAACGUUUAUGAGAUGCCUUCAGCACGGGAGCGAAAUGAUCGUCAUCACUGAGCCGGACCACCUCGCCUCCUCAUCUUUGUAUUGACGAUGAAGCAGGAGCCAGCGUCUCCGUCGUUACGCGGGUUCCUGGUCGCUCUCGUGGGGCUAUGCGCAUUGACUUUCUUGCUGGAGAAUUCUCUACUCGGCGCCAGUGACGUUGACAAUGGAGACGCGCUUUCAACGAACCUCGUCAUCUCGGUUCAUGAAGACGACGGGACUGUGUACAAUCUGCCAGCGUGGGUGGAAUCAGAAGACGACACUGAGGUUCCAAUUGCGGACCGCUUGCAUCUGAGUCUGCUGCACGAAGCUUGCGUCACGAACAAAGAUGCAGUGGUGCCCUGGCAGUUCGGAUCACCUCGUGGGGACCACCAACGGCAGAAUGCAACAGCAGACAACGACUACGAGCUUAUUAACUGCAACGACAGCAACUUAAUCGAGACGCUAAAACACUGCCCCGACGUGGAUAUCUUCCUACCGCUCGGUCUGCGUGGGAACGGAUACUGCGAGGAUGCAGUAGCGUACGCCAAAUAUCUUGACUCUCGACUGCUGCCGAUGUGGGUUCUGGAUACCAAGUUCUACGAUGAUACUCUUGGACGAGAAGUGGACUACCACGACUUGUGUCCUAAGACGCCGAUGAUUUUCUUUAACCACUAUUGGGACGGCGUGCCGGACUCUCAGCGCUGGCCGAAGGACAAACCGCUCUACUUGAUGCCGAAUAUCGAGAUGAUUGAGCUCACCCCUUCGCACUAUUGGAGAGUCGACGCUGUACUAUGCAAGACCCAUGUUUGCUACGACCGAGUGACGCGCUGGUACGAGGAAAACGGCAAUCCACGCAACGCCAGUGUAUUCUUCACGAAACACACGUCGUCCGAUCAGGCAGAGUUUGCAAAACAACGUCUAGGCAACGAUUUGAUCGCUCCGAAAGAUUUCUCCAACGUCAAGUUUGUCCACACCGCUGGUACGAGCGUCUGGAAAGGCACGCGAGAGCUUGUGGACUGCUGGGUAAUGUCAUCGGGGAUGCCUCAAUUGGACGUCUAUAUCGACGAUAGCUCGUACAAUUUUCUAUUCCCACAGACAUACCAGCGCAGGUUAGACCGUGCUCGCAGUCCUGUCCACAUCAAUCGUGGCAUGUUAGACCCUCAAGACUUCAGCAAGCUGACAGCCGAAGCUGCAUUCUUCAUGUGUCCAAGCCGAAGUGAAGGCUACGGUCACUACAUUAACCAAGCGCGAGCUUCUGGCGGAGUAGUGAUAACCACCGACGCACAUCCGAUGAACGAGUUGGUCGUCUCGAGUGACAUGGGGGUGUUGAUACCGACAAAAUCUCAACAUAAUCCCAAGAUGCUUCUUGGCGGCAAGUACAACGGUGAACAUGGACUCAAAGACCCUGACGGGCUUUUGGUAAGGUAUAACUCUCGUGGGUUGUGCACUGCAGUCCGGGACUUCAUUUCAUCCACAACCACUGAGCAGCGAGCAGCCAUGGGAGCUCGAGCAAGGCAGCAGUACCAUCAAGACACGAAACAUUUUGCUAGAUCGAUGCAAAAGUUACGCGAGUUUACCCGAAACUAACUAAAAAAAUAUAACCCAGGUACAUAGAAAUAUUGACGCUUUGGUGGCUAAAACUGUGUGCACCCUCAGCACUUGCUGGUGUAUUUACUUAACUACGUUUUCUCU
Molecule: messenger RNA, 1721 nt
Organism: Phytophthora nicotianae INRA-310
Lineage: Eukaryota; Oomycota; Peronosporomycetes; Peronosporales; Peronosporaceae
Exons: 2
Coding region: 99-1616 (505 amino acids)
Source: RefSeq, a predicted model, not a curated record